AAUAAUCCCAAUAUUUAUCCGGCAGCAGGCGCCUGCGGCCCCCCGCCCGCCGGCUGAUCCCCCGCGCCCGGGCCCCCGCCCCGCCCCGGCGGGCCGCUGCCUGCAUGUAUUUGCUGCCCUCCGCGCCGCCGCCCAGCCCCGCCGCCCUCGCCAGCCCGGCGCGCUGGAUGCAGACUAACAGGGAUGCCAAAGGAAAAAUAUGAUCCUCCAGAUCCUCGCAGAAUUUACACCAUCAUGUCAGCAGAGGAGGUAGCCAAUGGGAAGAAGUCUCAAUGGGCAGAAUUAGAAAUCUCGGGUAGAGUGCGGUGCUUAAGUACGUCACUUUGGUCACUGACUCACUUGACUGCUCUACACCUCAAUGACAAUAAUCUUGCGCGCAUUCCACCUGAUAUUGCCAAGCUCCAUAAUCUGGUUUACCUGGAUCUAUCAUCCAACAAACUCAGAAGUUUACCAGCAGAACUAGGAAACAUGGUAUCUCUCAGGGAAUUGCUUUUAAAUAACAAUCUCUUACGGGUUUUGCCUUAUGAACUUGGACGGCUCUUCCAGCUACAAACCCUAGGUUUGAAAGGCAAUCCUUUAUCACAGGAUAUUCUCAGCCUGUACCAGGACCCAGAUGGAACACGAAAGCUACUGAACUACAUGCUUGACAAUCUAGCAGUUCAUCCAGAGCAGCUGCCUUCAAGGCCGUGGAUUACUUUAAAAGAACGAGACCAAAUUCUGCCCUCAGCUUCAUUCACAGUGAUGUGUUACAAUGUGUUAUGUGAUAAAUAUGCCACCCGGCAGCUAUAUGGCUACUGCCCGUCCUGGGCAUUAAAUUGGGAGUAUAGAAAAAAGGGAAUCAUGGAAGAAAUCGUGAACUGGGAUGCAGAUAUCAUUAGUCUUCAGGAAGUGGAAACAGAGCAAUACUUCACCCUCUUUCUGCCAGCAUUAAAAGAGCGUGGGUAUGAUGGAUUUUUUUCUCCAAAGUCACGUGCCAAAAUCAUGUCUGAGCAGGAGAGAAAGCAUGUGGACGGCUGUGCAAUAUUCUUCAAAACUGAAAAAUUUACAUUGGUGCAGAAGCACACAGUGGAGUUUAACCAGGUGGCAAUGGCGAACUCUGAAGGUUCAGAAGCUAUGUUAAACAGAGUGAUGACAAAGGACAACAUUGGAGUUGCUGUGGUGUUAGAGGUGCACAAAGAAUUAUUUGGAGCAGGUAUGAAGCCACUUCAUGCUGUGGACAAACAGUUGCUUAUUGUGGCAAAUGCCCACAUGCAUUGGGACCCUGAAUACUCGGAUGUAAAACUCAUUCAGACUAUGAUGUUUGUCUCAGAACUGAAAAAUGUCCUUGAGAAAGCCUCCAUCAGGCCUGGCAGUCCAGCAGCAGAUCCUAAUUCUAUCCCUCUGGUGCUGUGUGCGGAUCUUAACUCACUGCCCGAUUCAGGUGUUGUGGAGUACUUAAGCAAUGGCAUAGUAGCUGACAACCAUAAGGACUUCAAAGAGCUGCGUUACAAUGAGUGUCUCAUGAACUUCAGCGGCAGUGGAAAAAAUGGGGCUUCUGAAGGAAGAAUCACGCAUGGCUUCCAGCUCAAGAGCGCCUAUGAAAACAACUUGAUGCCUUACACCAAUUACACCUUUGAUUUCAAAGGUGUGAUUGACUACAUUUUCUAUUCCAACACUCAUAUGAACGUGCUUGGUGUCCUGGGGCCUUUAGAUCCUCAGUGGCUGGUUGAGAACAACAUCACUGGGUGUCCACACCCUCACAUCCCUUCAGACCACUUCUCACUGUUAACACAGCUCGAACUCCAUCCUCCGCUCCUGCCUCUUGUCAACGGUGUACACUUACCUAACAGGAGGUAGUGGAGCCCUGCCCCUUUGAGGGCUGGGACCUGUUGUUAUGGACCUGUACAGUUGUAAAUCAAAGUAUGUAGGAGUGAAGUAUGGCCUACCUUAAGCUGCUUCUUCAAGCUCCUUUCAUUGUGUGUUUUGAUAUGAGAUUUUGCACAUUUUGGUGCAUGUUGGUAUAAUUUGGCACUAGGGCUGGAACCAAAGUAUUAUUCCCUUUCCAGGAUUUUAAUUUAAUUUUUAAACUGGUAAGCUUACUGUUUCAUUAGAAAGCUGUGUUUAUAAAAUGGGCAAAUCCGAUUCAAAACUUGCAUCAUAAUCUAUUUAAAAUUAAUGCUUUCCUCCAAAUCACAGCACAACAAAUCCUCCUCCUUUUUAAAAAAAAACAAAAACAAAAACAAACUGAUAAAUACAACACUUCAAUCUGUUUCAGUUGUAAGGGAGAAUAAUUAGAAAUACUAUUUUACUGAACUCAAAAUGGAGAUCUGGGUUCUGCAUCCAAUAUUAAUUUUGCACGUUAGCAAAGCACUUAAUAUUUAACUGUAAAUUAUUAACAGUAUAUUUCCUCCCCCCCCAUCUAGCUAAUACUGGAAAACCAAAAACGGGCUACUCAUACUUAUUGAAAGGCUAAAUUAUCUCCUGGUGCAACUCCAUUGACUACAAUGGAAUUAUGCCAUCAGAGAAUUUGGACCUGAGCAUUUAAUGUCACAUAGAAUUUGUGGUUGGCAGACAAUAUGGUGGUAACGUUCUUGGAGCUCUUUUUGGUUAGGAAAUUCAGGAAUUUAAACUGAUGGCCUGUUUUGUGAGGUCUAACAGAGAACUCUCCCUACUUUGACAAUCCGUGAUGGGAACAAGAUUUAGAAACCUAAAAUUAAGAACUUGCACUUAAAAAAUCAGCUGCAAGUUUCUUAUUGGUGAGUUCUGGAAGAGCAAAUACGUUCCAACUCAAUCUGUAGCUUUCCUGUUUCUAAUGUUAAAUUGCAAAAGUGAUAAACUUUGGAUUGGAGGUACUGGUUAAGCUAAGGGUACAGGGAAAAAAACCCUCUGGAAAUGAUCUUACUUCUAUCUCCAAAGUGAAGGUUAAAUAGCUCUCUAGGUGCUUUUUUGUGUGGGGGAGAAAGUGGUAGCCAUAAUCAUUCCUUGGAUUAUUUUUCCUGACCCUAGUUGCCAAAUAGCCAUCGUAUGCUUUUAAUACUUUGUUUCUGUUUUCCUUCAAGGUUGAAUUAAAAAGCUGCUGGUUCAUUCCCAACGGUUAACGCUCUUUAGCUGUGUUGGAAAUAUUUCUUUUUACACUCUAGGGGGCCAGUUCAAAACGUUGUGCCUCAAGAGGCAGUAAACAUAAUGCAAUUUUCUGAAAGAAAUUGGUUGGCUGCUUAAUGUUUAAAAUAUAUAUAUAUGGCACCGUAAUAGGAAAAGGUUGUGUCUGUGUUUUUAAGUUUUUCUUUAUUCUGCUUUUUUGCUGCUAUAAGAUUUUCUUGAAUUUAUAUUUUAAACUUUUCAUGCACUUUACUGUUUCUAGUCUCAAAAUGUGAUAUUUUUAAUAAAAAAGAAUUUUUCCAUUUAUGUGAAUGAAAUUUUUAAACAGAUAAAUAGCCUAUAUUUAUGUCUCAUUCAUAGAUUUAAAAAGGGUCACAUUUAAAUUGUUAAAUUAGUUUUAAAUACUAAGAAGCAAUCUUCUGCCUUGCAAAAUUAAUACUAUAGCCUGUUCCACCAUUCUUUAAUUGUACAUUUCCUUCGUUAUUGUAUUCAUAGAAAAUUAGGCUCUAGUAGAAAAUGUUCCCUGUAUUUGUUUGGGGGUGGGAUGGGAUACAGCAGUUGGUUCAAUGAAACCACAACUCCCUUUCAAAAAAGUGCCUUGAAAUGGAGGCAUCACCCAUCAUCCAAUAUAAAAUUGGAAGUUAUUGUAGUUGAGUGAAAUUUAAUA
Dermochelys coriacea (leatherback sea turtle) is the source of this 3745-nucleotide messenger RNA. It is a transcript of the gene CNOT6L, whose product is annotated as CCR4-NOT transcription complex subunit 6 like. The transcript has 12 exons. Gene Ontology annotation, cellular component: CCR4-NOT complex; nucleus; cytoplasm. Bases 184 to 1836 code for a protein of 550 amino acids. Lineage: Eukaryota; Metazoa; Chordata; Testudines; Dermochelyidae. The record is from RefSeq and is a predicted model, not a curated record. Gene Ontology annotation, biological process: nuclear-transcribed mRNA poly(A) tail shortening. Gene Ontology annotation, molecular function: protein binding; poly(A)-specific ribonuclease activity.